Molecule: messenger RNA, 3304 nt
Organism: Ctenopharyngodon idella (grass carp)
Lineage: Eukaryota; Metazoa; Chordata; Actinopteri; Cypriniformes; Xenocyprididae
Product: toll-like receptor 13
Exons: 1
Coding region: 132-2966 (944 amino acids)
Biological process (GO): toll-like receptor signaling pathway; inflammatory response; immune response
Cellular component (GO): membrane
Molecular function (GO): transmembrane signaling receptor activity; protein binding
Source: RefSeq, a predicted model, not a curated record
UUCAGCCAGAGAAAAGGGAAGUUUAUAUCUUAUUCAAAUGUUCUGACAUGGUUAAUUACCUUCAGUGAAAGAGAGAGACGACGUCUAGACGAGCAGAACCAUAAGCUGUAAAGAUCAUCGAGGAAUUGAAGAUGGUGCUUCUGUUCUCAUUUCUAAUACUAUCUCUGAAGAUAUCAUGUGUUUCUUCUUGGUCUGUUGGUAAAUGUCUUUUCUACAGUGAUGUGGAAGAGUUUCCUGUUGCUAAAACUUGUGCUGGAAAAACAAACGCUGCCUUCUGCCAUCAUGUCACUGACAUUAAAGAAGACCUGCGUAAACUUCCAUCAAACUUGCGGAAUCUCUGCAUUCACGUGGACCGAGACUGCCACGGUGCCUUGGCUCCAGACUCAUUCGCACGUUUUGUUUCUCUGGAUUACCUUGAAAUUAAUGGAUGUUUUUCAGAGAUCCCUUCGGAAGCUUUUAAUGGUUUGACAAAUGUAACUUCAUUCAAAUUAAUGAACUCGGCUUCAACAGGCUGUUGUGAGGUAGCUCUUGAUUUCAGUCGCCUUCCCUCACUUAACACAUUGCAUCUUUCAAACUAUAGAUUAUCAUUAUUGGCACCAAAUGUUUUUGAAAUGAUUCCUCACUUGCAAAAAUUACACUUAUUCGAAAUGUGUUUGAAGGAUAUAUCUGAGGUUCUGUGUCGACUGGCAAAUGUAAAAUCACUGAAGGUGUUUUAUCUAAGUGAACAAACAUUAAAUAGACUUCAGUACCCAAACUGUUCAGUUUUCAACACCUCUCAUGGUGACAUAUCUACUGAGUUAAACAUUGAAGAGGUAGAAUUGUAUCUUGGAAUAUUAGAGCAUGUAGAUGAAGGAGCUUUGGAAGUUUUUGGAAAUCUGUUUGUGUUUCACUUACGCUUGUCCUCUGAUUUACUCAGAGUUCUUUCUUUAAUUGGAGUAUAUAAAAUCAAUACUUUGACUGUCAUGGUGGAUGUACUUAAAAUUGAUGAUUUGUGUACAGCAGCAAAGUUAUAUUCGAUUGAGUCUUUUCAAGUUUUUUAUGAGACUAUUAACUUGCCACUGACUCCUACUAAUAUCUCAGAUGGCUGUGAAGAUGUUAAGACGAUUAAUCUCAAAAAAUUAUUAUUACCUGUAAACCUCUUAGAUGUAUAUUCGUUCUUUCAGAUUUUCAGGAACCUCACUUUGGUUAACAUUGCUAAGCAUGAGCUUAGACCAAAUGAUUUCCAAUCUCUUUGUGUUUCAGAUCCACAUAUAGUCAAACAGCUUUCCUUUAUGUUUCUAAGCUCAAAUAAGAUAGAUGAGAUAGUUUCAUACCAGUUUAUGUGUUUCGCAGAACUUGAAAUUCUAGAUUUAUCCACAGAUCACAUUUCUAACAUAGAAGAUUUUGCUUUCUUUGGAUUGAACAAUUUGAAAGAGCUAUAUCUCUGUAGCAACAAGUUAUCUUACAUUUAUCAACACACAUUCAGUGGUUUAUAUGGACUAAUGGUCCUAGAUCUCCAAGAAAAUCCUAUUAUUCAUAUCGAAUCUAAUUCAUUUGGACAUCUUAUUAACCUUAGCACACUUCUGCUGGGAGAUCUGAACUUCCCACCUGACAUGUCACCAAUCAAGCUGCAUUUAUCUGAUAUAUUUGGCAUAAUUCCACAUAAUUUGAGUAACAUUUUAAUUAGUUCAGGCCUGAGACCAAUGCAGCUUGUGAUCGGGAGUAAUACUACACUGGAUCAGGCCCUAAACUUACACAUCAAAGGUCAAUAUGUGACUGUUGAGGACUGCAACAGUUCACUCUUGACAUCUGUAGUCACACUUCAGAUAGAUGCAGCAUAUGUGAGCUGUGGAAAUGAAUUCAUUGGGAAAUAUGUCAGAUCGGUCGUCAAUCUGGAAUUUAACUCAGUGUUCUCAGAUGAUAUUGGAGACUUGGCUGUAAUCAAUCAGCUUGUUCAUUUAAAAACCUUAAAACUGGAAAACAUUGAAUUGACUAAGCAGCCAAACGUGGCCGUAAUGUUUCACAAUUUGACCAAACUCCAGACGCUGAUCCUGGCGAACUGCAGAUUCUUCUUUCUGGAUGGAAGUCUGACCAAAGAUUUAAAGGCACUGACAGGUCUAGUGCUCAUUCUAAAAGACAACGUCAAUGUUCUUCAAAACUUGGUGGAACAUCUCACUAGUUUGAAAUACCUCUGUCUUCAGGGCUUGGGUCUGUACUGCAGUUGUGAUAAUGCGUGGCUGGUCUCAUGGGUGAAGGACAACAGUAAGGUGCAGGUUGACAUGUUCAACCCCACCAUGAAAGAACUGCAGUGUUUGAGUGACAAUGGAAUUGACCACCUCAACUUUAUUGGUUAUGCUAAGGAGAACUGCUCAUUUGAAAUCGAAUUUGUGUUCUUUGCCUCCACCUCUGCAUUUUUGUGUAUUUUUAUUAUUGUGGUACUGUCAUAUAAGUUUGCAGGCCAAUACAUUGCGCCUUUCUAUCAUAUCGCCAGCGGAUGGUUCAGAGAGGCUUUGCGUGUGAACGGUAAACAUCAGUACCGCUAUGAUGUUUUCGUGUCUUACAGCGCUAAAGAUGAACACUGGGUCAUGGAGGAACUUCUUCCGAACUUAGAGAGGCGCGGCCCUCCGUUUUUGCGUCUCUGUCUGCAUAGUCGGGACUUUCAGUUGGGAGAAGACAUUGUGGAAAACAUCACAGACAGCAUCUACGCAAGUCGUCAGACUCUUUGUCUCGUCAGUCGCAACUACCUCGGUAGCAACUGGUGUUCUUUGGAGAUGCAGCUGGCCACCUACAGGCUCCAGGUAGAACACAGGGACAUUCUUAUCCUGGUCUUCCUAGAAAUGAUUCCGUCUCGCUUGCUAUCCUCCCAUCAUAGACUGGCCCGGCUGGUAAAAACUAGAACCUAUCUGGACUGGCCACAGGACCCAGAGAUGCAUGAGGCAUUCUGGGACAGGUUAUGGUGUAAACUCAGCUCUAAUAAAGCCAACUAGACUUUGUUUCUGUACAUUGUAACAUUGAUUAAUUGCAAAGUGAGCAACAGUUCAUCAAAAGUUUAAUCAAUAUGACAACUAAUGGAAAAAUGUAUUUUUUUUUUACUUUUUACCUCAACUGGCAAAUGGAUGAGAAAAAUUAACUUUAAAUAUAUUUAGCCUACAUGUAAUGUCCAAGUUGUAUUUACUUUUAUAUAUGCUUAAUAAACCUGGUGUAACAUCAAAAAUGAUUCACUGUGCAAACAUAAAGAUUUCAUCUUUAAAAAAUUAGCACACUUUAAACACAUUACCUGAUGUUUUGAGUAACUACUGCAAUAAAUAUCCUUUUCUGCUAAAAA